Oldenlandia corymbosa var. corymbosa is the source of this 659-nucleotide messenger RNA. Lineage: Eukaryota; Viridiplantae; Streptophyta; Magnoliopsida; Gentianales; Rubiaceae. The record is from the annotation of a GenBank genome assembly.
AUGACUUCGUUGGGGCUGCGGACGACGGUCGGAAGGCCGAAAAUUGCCAGGGCUGGGGUAGGAAGGAAUUGCACAGUGUUGACUUCACAUGUUGAUUCUUUUGCUUUCCGUUUUAACAUAUAUGGGCAGAUGGGUAUAGGUUAUGCAAAAUAUGAUCAGCUGGUCUUCCACAGUAUCUCCAGCUUGGUCGUGGCAUUGAUAAUGAGGUAUGCGUUUAUCUUGUCUUCGACAGUGUGUACACUUUUUGGGGAUUCUCAGUACAAUACAAAAGGCAACUUACUCAACCUUGCUUAUGAAGCUCAACGACAACCUUGAGCAAGUGUAUUUUUAUUGGGGGAAACCAUAAGCAGCAGUGCAUGUGAAUAGAUCAUACAGGUUGGCCAUAAUUCUGAUACCAUUUGUUUUUGUAUAAAACUUUUGUGACCUUCAAGGUUCUGUUUCAUAUUGCAUGUGACUUCAUCUAACUUUAGUGCUUGAAUUUUCAGUUGCGGUGGAUAAAAAUCGAUAUGUGUAAACGUAAUUUACAACUACCUAAUUGUGUUAGUUCUGUACUUUGGCAGUUGCAUAUGUUUGAACUUACUACUAAAUGUAUUCUGGAACUUUCAGGUUGGAUUUUGGUGGUUACUUUAAAUGGACUCUGGAACAUUAAGUGAUGUAGC